UUCUUCAAAAGACUCAAAUCCCAUAGUUCCGGCUGCUCAAGCUUGUGCCGCAAAUAAACAUUAUCUGAGAAAAUCAGCUUAACUUCUGUGGCAAAAAUGUCUUUCAAGCGGGAGGGAGAUGACCCCAGUCAACUAAAUAUCCUUAAGAAGCGUCGUGUGGCAGAUCUUUUAUCAAACUUUAUUCCCGAGGAUGAAGCUGCCCUUAUGAAAAACGGAAGGUACACUUGUUUAGUGUGUUCCUACCGGCCUGUUUUUGACACUGUCGACAUGCUGACAGUUCACCGAAAGGGAAAGAGACAUCUUGAAGGGCUAAAGUGGUUUUAUGGGAAGAAGGAGAAGUUUCGGAACGAAAUUGAGAAACGGCGACAUCAUGCCUAUGUUCAGGCUGAGGAGCAAAAGAAGGAUGACAUUAGUCCGGCUCCUCUGCUUACUCAAACGCGUAAGAUUACCCAUCAUGCUUUGCUGAAGUCCACACCUUACAGUAGCUGCCACAAGAAGACUAGCACCAUGUCAGAAAAACAGUCAAGUUCUCAUCCAGACUGCAAAAGACUGUGUUACCCAAAGCAAGCCACUGAGGCAGCAGCAAGGAUCAGUGAGGAAUCGACCGCACUGCCCAGCAACUCCAGCAUAGCAGUGCCCCAGAAACACCAUUCACCUGCAAAGAAGAAACAGGUUAGCAAGAAAAUAUCCUGCUCCACAGGUGUCUCAGAGCCAGGAACCUUGUCAAUGGAGAGGCGUCGAGAGCUGGAGCACUAUCUCAAACUGAAAAGCUCAGGAUGGGUGCAGGAUAGGUGCGGGAACUGGGUUAAGGAUGACAACGUUGAAUUUGAUUCAGAUGAAGACCAGCCCGCUCCUCUUCUACCCAGCAGCAAGCAGCAAAAUCUCGAAGAACCAGAGAAACUUUGAUCUCACUGUGGACUCUGACCUCAGUCUUCUACCUUUAUUCCUGCUGUGUCAGUCUGCCAAAGAGCAGCUGGCAUAGUGGGUAGAUAGAUUACACACCUCAGCAAAUGACAUCAUCCAUCUUAGGAGCUUGAUUCCAACACGGUUGGAAUAUUGUGGUUCGCUGUAUAUGUCUGCUUGCAUAGCAUACUUCAUGUAACCUGGGGUCUAGUUCAGGCUCUACUGUAAUGGAGAGAAUGAAACUCAAGUUAUUUAGAUAUCUUUUUAUGUAUGCAAGUUACCAAAACCUGAAUGAAAAGUCUGAAAUCACUUUGGUCUGAAUAAUUGUUUAUCUAACAUUUAAAAAAUUGUUCUUUGCUUAAGUGAUGGAGGUCAAUCUCAAAAUGACACUGUCCUGCAAAAGAGACAUCAUUCAUUCAUUCAUUCAUUCAUUCUUACAUAUUCCUUCUGAGAAGGAAAAUACUGUUGUGAUGGAACAUCCCAGAAAACCAGCCUGGCUACAAACAGGAAGCCCACAGAGAAUUGCUGUGUCAGCUGAUGUCAGGUCAUCUGAUUUCAUGGUUUAACGGUGUGAGUGUCUUUGGCACGAGGUCAUUCUUUGUACCCAGUCUGUAAAAAUUCCAAACGUUAAACUAUGAGGAAAUGGAAGUUGUUGUAAAUUAGUGAAUGUGUUGUGUCAGUGUGUGUGUUUAAACAUACAGACUUCCUUCAACAUGAA
Brienomyrus brachyistius is the source of this 1621-nucleotide messenger RNA. It is a transcript of the gene scnm1, whose product is annotated as sodium channel modifier 1. The transcript has 8 exons. Bases 97 to 906 code for a protein of 269 amino acids. Gene Ontology annotation, cellular component: nucleus. Lineage: Eukaryota; Metazoa; Chordata; Actinopteri; Osteoglossiformes; Mormyridae. The record is from RefSeq and is a predicted model, not a curated record. Gene Ontology annotation, biological process: RNA splicing.